AUGAGUCAACACUUUGACAAACUUAGAGAGCAGUUCGGUGGCAUUGCCGAUGGACUUGACGAAUGGCAGAAGAUCAACCGCAAUGGUGGCUCUGCCUCUUCAGGAGGCCCCAGAUUCUGCGAAAGAACCCCCCAUCAGACAUCCUCUGGCACCUUCGUCUGCGAUUGCGGCUGGAAUGACCAAGCCCGUAAGGCAGACAGCAUCCAGUUCACCGAGUCUCACAUCCUCAGCCUGGGCGGUGUCCUCUGGUCUCAUGUUGAGGAGACUCCUGGGAUGUACAUGUGUCGAGCAUGCGUCAACGAGUAUCCGGAUCGUCACAAUGUGUACAACCUGGAUGAGUUUGGAGCUCAUCUUGACAGAACUCAUCGAUUCUGGAAGAAUGUUCUCAAGGACUACAUCGAGAGAUGGUAUGGGCGCUUUUUGCAGCAGUUUUGA
Fusarium redolens is the source of this 435-nucleotide messenger RNA. RefSeq lists its product as uncharacterized. NCBI's taxonomy places the organism in Eukaryota, Fungi, Ascomycota, Sordariomycetes, Hypocreales, Nectriaceae. The record is from RefSeq and is a predicted model, not a curated record. The transcript has 2 exons. The coding region runs from base 1 to 435 and encodes 144 amino acids.